Molecule: messenger RNA, 999 nt
Organism: Colletotrichum higginsianum IMI 349063
Lineage: Eukaryota; Fungi; Ascomycota; Sordariomycetes; Glomerellales; Glomerellaceae
Product: WW domain-containing oxidoreductase
Exons: 1
Coding region: 1-999 (332 amino acids)
Source: RefSeq, a predicted model, not a curated record
AUGUCACGCUACGCUGAAGCCCACGCUAAGCCAAACGGCCCUGGCGACGGGCGCCCGACGGCCCUUCAAAUCAUCAAGGACGAGGGCGUUGAAGGCAAGCUCAAAGACGAGGCCAUCGUCAUCACUGGUACCUCUUCCGGCAUCGGUAUCGAGACCACUCGCGCCCUGGCCACCACCGGCGCCACCCUCUUCCUCACGGCCCGGAACGUCGCCAAGGCCCAAGCCGCCCUCGCUGGUAUUUUUGAACCUUCCCACAUGGAGAUUAUCGAGAUGGACCAGGAAAGCCUCUCUUCCGUCCGCGCCGCCGCCGCCGCCAUCCUCGCCAAGACCUCCAAAAUCCAUCUCCUGGUGAACAACGCUGGCAUUAUGGCUAUCCCCGAACUCCGCCUAACCGCCGACGGCCAUGAACUCCAGUUCGGCACGAACCACCUAUCACACUUUCUGUUUUACAAGCUUUUGGAACCUGCCCUCCUUGCUGCGGCCUCUUCCGACCUCCCGUCCCGCGUUGUUAAUCUCUCAUCCUCCGCCCACAACGUCCACGGGAUCAACGACCCCGACAACUACGACUUCCAGAAGGGCGGCUAUGACGCCAGUGUGGCCUACGGCCAAUCCAAGACGGCCAACAUUUACAUGGCCAACGAGAUCGAGCGCCGCUAUGGGUCGCGCCACCUACACGCCACGAGCGUCCACCCUGGCAUUGUCCAGACGGGGCUGACCCAGCACAUGCCUCCGGAUGCCUUCAAGGGGAUGGAGUUCCUGUACCCGACCAUGAAGAGUGUUGAGCAGGGUGCCGCAACCUCAGUGUGGGCGGCUGUCGGCAAGGCAUGGGAGCACGAAGGCGGCAAGUAUCUUGUCAACUGUGCCGUGGCGGAGCCGUAUGCGGAAGGGGAUGACAAGUUUUCUGCGCUCGGGUAUGCCCCGCACGCCUAUGAUGUGGAGAAGGCGAGGAGGCUAUGGAGCGACUCGCUCAAGAUUGUAGGAUUCCCGGACGAGGAGUAA